Molecule: messenger RNA, 4629 nt
Organism: Rotaria socialis
Lineage: Eukaryota; Metazoa; Rotifera; Eurotatoria; Philodinida; Philodinidae
Source: the annotation of a GenBank genome assembly
AUGUCAUUGAUGCAAGAAAUCGAAAGUAAUUCAAUGGAAACUCGACAACUCCAUUCAAGUCAAAAAGAAGCAAUUAAAAAGAUAACUGAAUUUUCAGGAGAAUCUAAUGUAAUUGAUAUAGAUGAAUGGUUAUACGAUUUAAACAAUUUAUUUUCAUUAAUGAAAUUAAAAGAUGAGACAAGAAUCCUGGAAACGAUGGGUAAAUUAACAGGACCUGCAUUAAGAUGGUAUCAAGAAAAUUUAAGAUCAUUCAUCAAUUGGAGCCAUGCUGAAAAAACAUUACGCGAUCGGUUCAAAGAAUUUACAUCUGAUAGUCAAUUAAUGCAAGAAUUUGUUCACAUUCAUCAAGAAGAAAAUCAAUCGGUUACAUCAUUUUAUGAACAUGUUAUUCGAAAAUACAGAAAAGCUCAACAAUUUAUAACCGAACAACAAGUUAUUACAGUUUUACAAACUGGUGUGAAAAAUUCACUGAAAAAAUAUUUAAUUCGAAAUGAAAAAGAUAUCACGAAACCAGAUGAAUGGUUGGAAUAUGCAAGACAAGAAGAAUACAUACAGAAACGAAUUCAACAACAACGUAAUAAUUUUUAUUCUGAAACAACAAACCAACCAUUCUUUGAACCCAUGCUACAAACAGCAACAAUUCAACCAAGAUUAUCGAAUGUCAAACCAUUAGGUCAACAACCGCAUACACCAUAUCAUCAUUAUCAAAAACAACAUCAACAAGCAUACAAAUUAAAUAACAACCGUACGGGAUCGGAAGAUGGCGACGAUCCCUGUGGAGAAAAAAAGUCAUCAACAACAAACACAUUUCAUCCAAUUUUUGUAAAAAUUCUAUGCAAUAAUACUCCACAAGAAGCACUUAUAGAUACUGGAUCGGCCAUCACUAUUAUACAUGAAUGCUUAUUAAAAAACAUUCCACAUAAAAAUUUAAUAAAAAAACCAAAAAAUCAUUUAUCAGCAAACUGUUCAACAUUAAAUGUUAUUGGUGAAACAACAUUAGAAAUUAAUAUUCGUGGAUUAAAGACAGAAGUGAUUGCUGAUGUUGCAACCAAUUUAGUUACAGAUUUAAUAUUAGGUAGUGAUUGGAUUCAACGUAAUAAUGUUUAUAUUCUAACACCAGAACAACGAAUUAUGAUUAGAAGUAAAGGUAAAGAAGUAUCAACUCCGUUUAUAACACCACCAAUUUUAAAUUAUCCAGCUACUCUUAUUAAUCAUAUCACUAUUCCUCCCUUUUCAGAACGAAUCGUAGAAGCAAAAGUUCCACAUCACAAUAUGAUAGAUGUAUUAUUCGAACCAAAUCCUCGAUUAAAAAAUAAAGCAUUAUUUAUUGCAAGUGCAUUACUUCAUAUCGAAGAUAAAAGAAUAAAAAUUAGUAUAAUUAAUGCAACGGAUCGACAACAAACACUUUCCAAAGGAACAAAGCUAGGCAUAGCGACACAAAUAUCUGCUACAAUCGGUGUUACAAUGCCAUUAAAUGAUGUACAAGAACGCAUUCCGAAAGGAAAAGCGUACAUAAAGCUCAUUCCAAAAGGGAAAGAAGUGAACAUUACUAGUAGACUAGAGUCUAGAAAUAUGCAAAUGAUAAGAUCACACGAAGAACAACAUCAAUGUCGAGAAUGUAAACAAUAUUUCGAUACUGGAAAUGAAUUAUUUAAACACCUUCGAAUUAAAUGUUAUUCUGAGGAAAUACGCGAACAAAUUAACAAAUUAACUGAACAUAUUGAUGAUGAUAAACAACGAGAACAAAUUUUAAAAAUACUAUGGAAAUAUGGAAAAUUGUUUGAUAUCAGUGAACCAUCAAAAAUUGAUAUAACUCUAAAAAAUGCUAUUGACACUGGAACACAUCGACCUAUUCAUACUCCACCAUAUAGAAAAUCCAACAAAGAUCAAGAAACCUUACGGAAAGAAACAGACAAAUUAAUGGGAAGCGGAAUCAUUGAACAUUCAACAUCUCCAUGGUCAUCACCAGUCGUAUUAGUAAAAAAGAAAGAUGGAACAACAAGAUUUUGUGUAGAUUAUCGUCGUUUAAAUCAAAUCACAACAAAAGAUGCAUUUCCUUUACCAAGAAUCGAUGAUAUUUACGAUCAAUUAACAAAAGCAACACACUUUACUAAAUUUGAUUUCAAAUCAGGAUACUUUCAAGUACCAUUAGAUAAAGCAGAUCGACCGAAAACAGCAUUUUCCACUCGAGAUGGACAUUUUCAAUUCAAGGUAUUACCACAAGGACUUACAAAUGGACCACCAACCUUCCAACGUAUUGUCAAUCAAAUAUUAGGUCCAAAUCGAUGGAAACAUGUACUUGCCUACAUCGAUGAUAUUAUUAUUUAUUCAAAAAAUUUUAGUGAACAUAUACGGCAUAUUGAAGAAGUAUGCUCAUUAUUACAUGAAACAAAUUUUAAAUUAAAUGUUGAUAAAUGUGAAAUAGCUCGAACAGAAAUAUUAUUUCUUGGUCAUGUCGUCAAAGCAGGUACAAUUAAACCAGAUCCAGACAACAUCCGUGGUCUAACCGAAACACGUGAACCAACAUCAGCUGAAGAAGCUUUUAGAUUCGUCAAAGCAGCAGAAUAUUAUCGAAAGUUUAUCCCGAAAUUCUCCAUAAUCGCUGCACCACUACACAAAUAUUCACCAUCAACACUGAACCAACAAAAAAUGAACAAAUCAAAAUUUGUAUUAUCAGAUGACGCAAGAACAUCAUUCCAUGACCUCAAGAAAAUAUUAACAACCGAUCUUAUCCUCGAUCUGCCUGAUGAUACAUUACAAUUUAAAAUACAAAGUGAUGCUAGUGUCGAUGGAAUUGGCGCUGUUUUAUUACAAACUACUCAUGAUGGUGACCGACCAUUAGCAUAUAUGUCGAAGAAAUUAACGAGAACACAAACAAACUGGUCAACCAUCGAACAAGAAUGUUAUGCAAUAGUACAAGCAAUCGACAAAUGGGACAAAUAUCUUCGUGGACAUGAAUUCAUAUUAGAAACUGAUCAUGAACCAUUAAUAAAUUUGCCCAACAAGGAACAAUUAAACAAAAGAUGCAACCGAUGGCGAUUGAAAUUAGCUGAAUAUAGAUUCCAGGUGAAACACAUACAAGGAAAGAAAAACAAUAUGGCAGAUUAUCUUUCAAGAUCACCAGUGGAACUAGCUGAAGAAGAUAUUGACGAAAGAAUUCAAUAUGAAUCAAAAUUUACACAAACAGAUUUAUCAUUAUCAUCAUCAAACAAUUCAAUUCCAUUAAAAAUAACAACAGCAAUUACUCGAGCUCAAGCCAAAUUACAACAGCAAAUAACGGCAACACCAUCCAAUACAACAACAGAUGAAAAAACAAAGGAGCUCAUCCCACAAAGGAAAGUAGCGAUUGAUAAAGAAUCAAUAUCGGAUCCAUUGGACGAAAAUCCAAAUAAAAUCAUUCCAUUCGAUAUGGAUGAUUUAAGAAAAUGUCAAGAAGAAGACAAGGUUGUACAAGAAAUAAAGAAGAACCUUCGAAGUAAGAAAAAUUAUUUUAUUGAAAAUGGUAUACUAUUUAGAAAACAACAACCACUUACAUCAGUACCGUUCGUUCCAGAAGGACGAAUACGUGCUGACAUAUUAAAAAUUUAUCAUGAUACACCCGGUAAUGGAGCACAUUUUGGACGGGAUAAAACAACAAGAAAAAUUCAAGAAAGUUAUUAUUGGCCAACAAUGAUAACUGAUAUUAGAAAUCAUUUAGAUUCUUGUUUACCAUGUGCACAAAAUAAUUAUCGUCGUCAAAAAUUACCAGGAAAAUUAAAACCAAUACAACCACCAGAAGGAAUUUGGAAAUUAUUAAGUAUGGAUUUUCAUGGUCCAAUAACUCCAACAACCAAACAAGGAAAUAGAUAUAUCAUAUCCCUGACGGAUAUAUUAUCAAAAUUUGUUAUUGCUAAAGCUGUUCGUGACUGUUCAGCAUCGACAGCGACGAAAUUUCUUAUCAAUGAUGUCAUAUUAAAAUAUGGAACACCAACAUGUAUUUUAACUGAUAAUGGCACUCAUUUUACAGCUCAACUUAUGAACAAUUUAUUUCAACACCUUGGUGUUACUCAUUUAUAUUCAACAGUAUAUCAUCCUCAAACAAAUGGACAAAUCGAACGAUUUAACGCUACAAUGGAUGGUAAAAUUGCAGCUUUAUGUAAUGAACGACGUACAAAUUGGGAUGAAGUAUUACAAUAUGUCACAUUUAAUUAUAAUACAUCGAUACACGCAACAACAAAACAAGUACCAUUUGAAAUCAUGCAUGGAAGACAAGCAACUCUACCAUUUGAUCAACAAGAUGCAAUAAUAUCGCUCACACAAGAUCCAGAGCAUAACCAGCAGAUCAAAACAUAUAUUGGAAAAUUAGAAGAAGAAGCAAGGAAAAAUAUCUUAAAAAGUCAACAACAAUACAAAACUCGAUAUGAUUUAAAUAGACAAAAUUUAUCAUUAAAAAUUGAUGAUUUAGUUCUUGUGAAGACAAGAAACGCUCGAAAUAAAUUCGACAUUAGAUAUGAAGGUCCAUUUAAAAUUAUUAAACAAUUAGGAAUUAAAACAUUCAUUGUCCAACAUGUAAAAAAAUUAACAUUAACAAAACAAGUGACAAUGGAUAUCAUUGUUCCGCUAGUGGAACGAUGGAAUUUAAUUCAAUAA